Molecule: messenger RNA, 2707 nt
Organism: Ectocarpus sp. CCAP 1310/34
Lineage: Eukaryota; Phaeophyceae; Ectocarpales; Ectocarpaceae
Source: the annotation of a GenBank genome assembly
AUGUCACGGUCUUCCCUCUUUACAGCAGUGACCCUCACUCACGAGGCUCAUCUUGAUACUACGCGCUUGUCGCAGGUCGCUUCGUCGGCGGCGGCGGCGGCCGCAACUGGCGGCGCCGCCGGGGCCCCGCCGCCGACAUCGACUUCGGGGGGUGCGGUGGUGGACAUCGACGACGUCCUGCGGCAGUCGCAGGUCCUGCUGAAGCGCGACGAUGAGGAGGGAUCGGGCGGCAGCAAGCGCGUGCUAAUUCUCAUGUCGGACACGGGAGGGGGGCACCGUGCCUCGGCUCAGGCUCUGAAGGCGGCGUUCGACGAGCUGUACCCGGGCGCGAUCGACGUGGAUAUCGUCGACCUCUGGACGACGCACGCCCCCUGGCCUUUCAACAAGUUCGUGGAGGCUUACCAGUACAUGGCCAAGCGACCCCCCAUCUGGAAGGCGUUUUGGGAGUACGGUCGCUUUCCCCUGACUCGCAGGAUAACCAACGAGAUUACCAACAUCCAGUGCCACGGGCACUUCCGGUCCGUGCUGGAGGAGUACGAGCCGGACCUCGUGGUGUCGGUGCACCCGCUGUGCCAGGAGGUGCCGAUCCGCGUAAUGAAGAAGAUGGGCGGCGGUGUGAGGGAGAUACCUUUCGUGACCGUCGUCACCGACCUCGGCGGGGCCCACCCGACGUGGUUCCACCGCGACGUGGACGCGUGCUUUGUCCCCAGCGACCGCCUGGCCGUCCUCGCCCGCAACUGCGGGCUCUCCCCGGACAAGAUCCGCCUCCACGGGCUGCCCAUCAGGCCGGGCUUCUGGGGCCAGCAGUCCGCGAAGGCCGACCUGCAGGAGAAGCUGGGGCUCAAGCCGGGCGUCAAGACGUGCCUCGUGGUCGGGGGCGGGGACGGCGUGGGCGGCCUGCAGGGCAUCGCGGACUCGGUCGGGCACAAGCUGGGGGAGGACAAGGCCGAGACGCAGGUGGUGGUGGUUUGCGGCACGAACAACGAGGUGAAGACUUCGCUGGAGAAGGGAAGCUGGGCCUCGAACGUCCACAUGCACGUCAAGGGCUUCGUGUCCAACAUGGACGAGUGGAUGGGGGCCGUCGACUGCAUCGUGACGAAGGCCGGUCCAGGCACAAUUGCGGAGGCGAUGAUCCGCGGCCUUCCCAUCAUGCUCAGCGCCUUCUUGCCGGGACAGGAGGCCGGCAACGUUCCUUUCGUAACGGAGGGAGGCUUCGGGUCGUUCAGCAAAGACCCGGCCAAGAUUGCCGACACGGUCAGCCGCUGGCUCAGAGACGACGCCCUGCUGGCGGAAAUGAGCAGCAAGGCCAGGGAGGCUAGCCGACCACAGGCUACGUACAAGAUAUGCUCCGACAUCGGCGAGAUGCUCUUCGGUUCUAAGGGCGACAUCGAUGCAGGAAGGAGAGGAAUCAGCACCGUCCCCGCUGGCGCCGGCCUCUCCGUCGCAUGAUGAGCUGCAAUACAUAUGCGACGGGAUAUGAGGUGUGGAAUUUGUGGCCGCGUCAUGUUUGUGGUGGUUAUUUGUCGGUGGUAGGGCGGCGGCAGUGGGGGAGUCGUCUUCGCAGACCCGACGAUAGUCUGUGGAGUUGUCGUCGUUUCCUGUUCACUCGGUUUGAAUGAAAUUUGGGGGUUUGGCCAGAAGCCUCUCUGCUGCGGCGCGUGUAACAAUAGUAGCUACCGUUCGAGAGACAGAAAGAACAGAAACCCGUCGGCCUUACGUAGACAGUUUCUUGAUUCGCUGGUCCUUACGUGCGAUUCCGGCAUCCCGUGGUGUGUUGUCGAUACCGACGUUACAAGGGCCUCUUUACCAGGACCAUGUUUUACGAACUUGCGUCAGCUCGUGCGUUGUGUUGGUUGAGAACCGGGCUUUGUUUUUGUUGGACCUAUUUUAGCUGCUUUGACUCUGCUCCCGUUUCGUUUCUUAGUGGUUUUCGGUUUCGGUGUGCAUAAAAAAAAUAGAGCAUGUACGAUAUUUCAUAUUCCUCGUUUGCGUUACUUCUAUUGAAUGCAUACAUGAUGUUCCUGUGUUCGGUUGAGAGCGUGGUGUUGUUUUCUGCAUUAACACCACCAUUGGUGGUCCUUUAAGUUUAGCUUCAGACCACUACUUCGAAGUAUUAAAUACUACUGACGGCUGCUGCUGUGGCGUGUGAUUCCUCACUGCUUCAGUAAAAUGGCAACAAGGAAGGCUUUUGCUUUUGUUUUUUCUCGGAUCCUGCACAAUAAACUGAAGUGUGGAGAAUGUGGAGGUUUGAGAGGAGGCAUUCGCCGAGCUACAUCCACCAGAUUUCGCCCAACCUAUUUCAAGUUUCCCCAUUACUACGGAGGCUCCCCCGGCUGUGGUACAACCUACAAUUCCUCGUAAAUUGGUUGUGGCUGUGUGUCACAUCACUCCAAUGGUUUAGUUGCUUUGCUUUCAAUCCCUGUGAUUCAUUUCCUUUCUGCCAAGACAAUUGGCAGCAUUCGCUUGGCAUCGCUGCGCGCCUCAGUGGCGAAUUGUUUGGCGUAGCGUGGCGGACGGGGAGUACAGUGCACACACGUUCGCAAUCAAAUGAUGGAUUCGAUUCGCACUGUUGCGUGCUUGCGAAAACAAAACCCUUCUUCAUUCAGUGAGAUUCCUGUUCGUUAUUCAGUGAGAUUCCUCACGGGGUUAUUGACAACCACCACCGCCGAUUUGUGAGGUAAGAAAAGUGGAUUAGUCAGCAGUGGGA